UUCAGGUGGGAGGAAGGGGGGAAGUGCACUAUAGGUGGGAGGAAGGGGGGAAGGGUAAAAACUAGGAUCAUUCUGCCUGGGAUCGUCACCAAGGUCCCGAUAUAAGACACUCUUGAAGUGUAGUACUGUAAACGGAUUUCAGCACCCUUCAUUGGCUCAUAUUAUAAUCAGAGUGUAAGACGAGAUCUGGGUCAGCUUCUGAGGCCGUGACGUCCCCCUUGAGCUCACUGAAUAAAAAGCGCAAGUGUAUCUAACACCCACGGAGAGGGAUCUCGUGUCAAACCAGAUGGCAAUUGUUGCAACGACCCAGCAGUCCAGGUUCCACAAGGAGACUUUGAAGACUGUUGCGGAGGAUGUUGACUUGAAGACCCUGAGUCUCACGGUCGGCGACGAGGAGCUGCUCACAGACGCCAACCUGCGCCUGUUCUCAGGGGUGCACUAUGGCCUUGUUGGGGCGAAUGGCGUGGGCAAGUGCGAGCCUCUCCGCCCAAGAACGCAGCGCUCACACCUUGUGCAGCAUCCAUGAGCUCAAUAACACUCCAGGUCCACCCUGCUGAAGGCGAUCGGGAGGGGGCUGGUGGUGGGCUUCCCCAGGACCAUAAGGGCGCUUUACGUGGACCAACUGGAGGUUUCCGAGGAGUGUUCCAGUGUGCUGGAAGUGGUAAUGAGCGCUGACAAGGAAGUUGUGCUCUGGCGCAGACAGGCGCAGCAGCUGCAGGAGGCGCUGCAAGCGGAGGACCCGGGGCAGGCGGUGGCGGUGGU
Molecule: messenger RNA, 762 nt
Organism: Coccomyxa subellipsoidea C-169
Lineage: Eukaryota; Viridiplantae; Chlorophyta; Trebouxiophyceae; Coccomyxaceae
Exons: 4
Coding region: 287-526 (79 amino acids)
Source: RefSeq, a predicted model, not a curated record